CCACAAUCAUGGAGACCCCAAGGUCUCGGCGUUCUUGAUCUGAGGACGCGGCGCCGUGUCUGGGGUCACACCCGAGAAAGAAAGGAAUGGUUUCUUUAUGAUGGGGGCUCGUCUGCCUGGUCGCCCGCGGUCGAGUGGUUUUGUCUCUUCCAUCAUCGAUAUUUGCGAAAAUGGCGGCUCUCAAGACUGAUACUCUCGAUGUUGAGAAGAUCUCGGAUUCGCCGGUUUACAAUGAGCACCGAAGCGAUGACUCUGAUCAGGAGAAGACGCUUACUCCAGAGGCGCUCGACGAUGACCCGGUCUACUCGUACGCGGAACAGCGCAAGAUCAUUCAUCGACUGGAUGCGAGACUGAUCACUGUGGCUGGCAUCAUCUACAUGAACAGUCUGAUGGAUCGGUCUAAUUUGCCGAAUGCGAACAUCGCGGGAAUGUCGGAAGACCUGCAAUUGACUGGAUUCCGCUACAGUCUGAUCUCCCUGGUCUUCUUCAUCACCUAUACGAUUUUCCAACCGCCUGCCACGCUCUUGACGAGAAAGAUUGGCCCGAGAAUAUUUCUGUCGGGAAUUUGCCUGGCAUGGGGCGCUGUUAUGAUUGGCUUCAGCUUCGUUCAGGAUUGGGUCGUUCUGGUGCCUUUGCGUCUGCUCUUAGGUCUAUUCGAAGCUGGAUACUUCCCCGGUGUGGUAUAUCUGAUUUCGACGUGGUAUGCAAGAUAUGAUAUGCAGAAGCGCUAUGCCGGAUUCUACGCGCUUGGUCUGGUCGCAUCUGGGUGCUCUGGUAUCCUCGCAUAUGGCCUCAUGCAAUUGGACGGAAGGGCCGGUCUCGAAGGAUGGCGCUGGAUUUUCCUCGUCUUUGGACUGUUGACAGUCGCCGCUGCUUUCCUCGGGUUCGCAUUCCUCGUCGACUUCCCAGACGUAGCGGUGAACAAGAAACACUGGAAGUUCUUGAACCGCGAAGAAAUUGAAUUCAUCCUUCGCCGGAUCGACAAAGAUCGAGGUGACUCUGCGCAAGAGCCAUGGAAUUUCCGCAAGUGGUUGGCUGCAGGUGCAGAUUGGAAGAUUUGGACGUUUGCGUUGUGCUUCUUUGGUCUCACAACGCAGGCUUACGCUCUGGCAUUCUUUCUGCCUAUUAUUCUCAAUUCGAACAUGGGCUUCGAUGUCGGCGAAUCGCAAUUAUUGACGGCACCUCCAUAUGCUGCCUCAGCACUUGUCAUGUUCUCGUGUGCUUGGAUUGGUGACAAGUACCGAGUGCGAGGACCGCUGCUCUUUUUCACUGCAACACUGGGAAUUAUUGGAGCUGCAGUAUUGGGCUGGGCUGAUUCUGCUGGCGCACGCUACUUUGGAACCUUCCUCAUUUGCAUGGCAUCAAACGGCGGCAUCCCAACAGUCAUGGCAUAUCAAGCAAACAAUGUACGAGGCCAAUGGAAGCGGGCUUUUGCCUCCGCCACGCUCGUUGGAUUUGGUGGUAUCGGUGGCAUUGCAGGCAGCACUGUCUUCCGGUCCCAGGAUGCUCCAACUUAUAUUCCCGGCAUCAUCGCUUGUAUCGCUGUCAACGUGAUGAUCAUUGUCAUCGUUGCUUUCAACACGGUUGUGUUCGCUCGACAGAAUGAAAAGGCUGAUCGUGGGGAGAUGGUACUCGAGGGAGAUCCGAAGUUUAGGUAUACCCUCUGAGCGCUAGGCAGAAUAUUUUAUAGACUGUGAUAAGCCCUCGAACGGGCAGAUUGACAUCAGUAUGGACAGCUAUUUUCACGCCGGGGAUGUGGCCUUUUCA
Cercospora beticola is the source of this 1767-nucleotide messenger RNA. RefSeq lists its product as uncharacterized. The record is from RefSeq and is a predicted model, not a curated record. NCBI's taxonomy places the organism in Eukaryota, Fungi, Ascomycota, Dothideomycetes, Mycosphaerellales, Mycosphaerellaceae. Gene Ontology annotation, cellular component: membrane. Gene Ontology annotation, biological process: transmembrane transport. Gene Ontology annotation, molecular function: transmembrane transporter activity.